UCUCCGUGGGUUGGGUUACGUUACAUUCAUAUCUUGUAUAUGUAUGUGGUUACAUUGUUUUUGUUAUUCCUUGUUUAAUACGACGUGAAUUAUGGAAUUAAGUGUUAACAUAAAGUAUUGAUGGCGUUUGCUGCAUAAAUUAAUCUGCGAUGAAAGCUGUGCUAUUGAUAACCACAAACUUCAUAUCAAGCACUUGUGUCAUUGAUAUAUCUUUUAUUUUAAUUUAACUCAUAAGAAACUGUUGAAAAUUUUGUCGCUGCGUGGCGUAACGUUUUAUUUGAAAACAAAACUAUGGACAGUAAAUCUUAUAAUCUGGCUUGGGAACGAAUACAGCAAGGGCCGACAAGUCCUUUUAUUUUUGAAUCCAUCAUAAACGUAGUCUCAAAACUAUCAUUGAGUUUUUAAUGUAGGUACUUAAGUGGCAUAUUUAUUACAGUGAGAUUUUGAGUUCUUUUUUUUUUUAAAAUGAGCGCGAACACUUCUGACGCUGAAGAAGAAAUUCUACUGUACGCCGCUUUUGAUGAUAGUAUUGACGUGAAUCAUUUUAGGAGUAUACAUGUGCUGGGUAUAAAUGAAAGCAAUCCAAUUAUUCAAAUGGAUGACACAUUUUUCACUGGGGAAUAUGAAAAUGCAUUGGGGACCUAUAUGUUCUUUGAAGAAGAUUUAUCUGCACAAAGUGAAGAUCCACUGUUAGAUAGACUGCCAAAGAAAAACUUGAAAUAUGUAACCAAAACAAGAAAACUUCUGGAGAUGAAACAAGCUUAUGUAACAGCAAAAGAAGACCAAGAUAUUCAAUGUGACUCUAUUGAACAUGACAGUGCUGUUGAAGUUGUAAGCUUCAGUAAUUUAGAAGCUGCUCAGGAAAAAUUUAGAGAUGAAUUUAAAUUAGAGAAAGCUGAAGCUCAACUAAAAUUGCCUGAUACAGAAACUGAAGUGUUAAAAUCAUCCUAAAAUUUUUACCUAG
Messenger RNA from Amyelois transitella, 964 nucleotides. Its product is annotated as general transcription factor 3C polypeptide 6-like. Lineage: Eukaryota; Metazoa; Arthropoda; Insecta; Lepidoptera; Pyralidae. The transcript is spliced from 3 exons. Gene Ontology annotation, biological process: transcription by RNA polymerase III. The record is from RefSeq and is a predicted model, not a curated record. Gene Ontology annotation, cellular component: transcription factor TFIIIC complex. Bases 466 to 951 code for a protein of 161 amino acids.